Molecule: messenger RNA, 1960 nt
Organism: Oryzias melastigma (Indian medaka)
Lineage: Eukaryota; Metazoa; Chordata; Actinopteri; Beloniformes; Adrianichthyidae
Gene: yy1b
Product: YY1 transcription factor b
Exons: 5
Coding region: 211-1329 (372 amino acids)
Biological process (GO): regulation of transcription by RNA polymerase II
Cellular component (GO): PcG protein complex; transcription regulator complex
Molecular function (GO): DNA-binding transcription factor activity, RNA polymerase II-specific; RNA polymerase II cis-regulatory region sequence-specific DNA binding
Source: RefSeq, a predicted model, not a curated record
UCUGAAGUCUCGCGAUAGUUCGAACGCCUGAGCAUAGUGGCGACGAGAAGUGUUGUGGGACGGAGCGGGCCGAGUGUUUGUCGAAGAAGAGGGCGCAGAAACGGGGGCAGCCGCAGAGCAGCUCAGCGCAGGGGGGUGUGUUCAGCGUGUUUGUCCGAAACGGGAGCACAACACGGCGUGGAUGAAAGAGGCAAACUGGCGGAUUUCAACAUGGCAUCCGGAGAUACGCUGUACAUCGAGACAGACGGCUCGGAGAUGCCGGCCGAGAUCGUGGAGCUCCACGAGAUAGAAGUGGAGACGAUACCGGUGGAGACCAUCGAGACCACGGUGGUCGGCGGAGACGACGACGACGACGAGGACGACGACGGGCAGCCCAUGAUCGCGCUGCAGCCGCUGGUCACCGACGACCACAGCUCCAUCCACCACCACCACCAGGAGGUGAUCCUGGUCCAGACUCGGGAGGAGGUGGUCGGCGGGGACGACUCGGACCUCCAUACGGACGGUGGUAGCGGAUUUGAGGACCAGAUCCUCAUCCCGGUCCCGGCUCCGGGGGUGGAAGACGAGUACAUCGAACAGACUUUAGUCGCCGUGGCUGGAAAGAGCUCGGUGGGACGAAUGAAACGGGGAGGCGGCGCAGGGGGCAAGAAAACGGGCAAAAAGAGCUUUUUGAGCGGCGCCGACGGAGGAGGCAGGAAAUGGGAGCAGAAGCAGGUGCAAAUAAAGACUCUGGAGGGGGAAUUCUCGGUUACGAUGUGGGCAUCGGAUGACAACAAAGACAUCGACCACGAGUCGGUUGUGGAGGAGCAGAUCGUCGGGGAGAACUCCCCUCCGGAUUACUCCGAGUACAUGACGGGGAAGAAGCUCCCGCCCGGCGGCAUUCCCGGGAUCGACCUCUCGGAUCCCAAACAGCUGGCAGAGUUUGCAAGAAUGAAGCCCAGAAAGGUCAAGGAGGAUGAUGCUCCUCGGACGAUAGCCUGCCCUCACAAAGGCUGCACAAAGAUGUUCAGGGAUAACUCUGCCAUGAGGAAGCAUCUCCACACCCACGGACCGCGCGUCCACGUCUGCGCCGAGUGCGGGAAAGCCUUCGUGGAGAGCUCCAAGCUCAAGCGCCACCAGCUGGUCCACACGGGGGAGAAGCCCUUCCAGUGCACCUUCGAAGGCUGCGGGAAACGGUUCUCCCUGGACUUCAACCUGCGCACGCACGUGCGCAUCCACACUGGAGACCGGCCCUACGUCUGCCCGUUCGACGGCUGCAAUAAGAAGUUCGCUCAGUCCACCAACCUCAAGUCCCACAUCCUGACACACGCCAAAGCCAAGAACAACCAAUGAGGAGCCGUCCAUUCGGCGGCGCCGCAGACGGGAAGGAAAAAGCUCCAGACUUUUGAUUUAUAUGAAAAAAAUCAGACAAGACUUAGAAACACUGAGACUCACAUGGACCCCCCUCUUUCCCUGCUGUCAUGUUGGAUGAAGAUCAGAGUGAAGGAGCAGGAGGUGGACGAACAUCACAGACUCCUUUUUACCACAGAGAUUAGUAAAGCACUGCUUCAUUAGUGUUUGGUUUCGUUGCACCCCCCUCUUCAAGUGUGCACAUUGUACACUUUCCUCAGGCUGUUUGGUAAAAUCGUGACUUUUUUAUUUUUCUCCUUCAACCUGCCGUUUGUUUUCCCACGCUUUGGGUUUCCUCAGACACAGAAUAACCUUGUAUACUUGUAUGCUUGUAUUAAAGUAGUCAUUAGAGGUGUGAUUUCCAGUGGUAUCCGCUUAAACUUUUAGUCAUGAGUUGCUUUUGUUUUCACGGACGAGCGGGGUCUAAAGGGCGGCGGCGUGGAAGCGCGCGCCGGACCGAUCGCCACUUCUUUGUUAGAAUGUAAUGUACAGAUGUCGGCCAUUACCCUCCUUUGUUGGUAUUUACACUCAUGUAUCCCAGCAGCCCACAAAUAAAAAGGCUCAUUCCAACAGA